Rasamsonia emersonii CBS 393.64 is the source of this 840-nucleotide messenger RNA. RefSeq lists its product as uncharacterized. The transcript has a single exon. The record is from RefSeq and is a predicted model, not a curated record. NCBI's taxonomy places the organism in Eukaryota, Fungi, Ascomycota, Eurotiomycetes, Eurotiales, Trichocomaceae. Gene Ontology annotation, cellular component: nucleus. Bases 1 to 840 code for a protein of 279 amino acids. Gene Ontology annotation, biological process: poly(A)+ mRNA export from nucleus.
AUGGCUACCGACUACAACAAGAAGACGAUCCCUGAACUGGUCGAGAUCCUCAAAUCUCGCAACCUCUCUCACACGGGCAGAAAAGCCGAGCUCGUCGCACGCCUCCAGAAAGACGACGAGGAAAAGGCGAAAACGUCUUCCAACACCAAGACAGAUGUGGCCGACGAUGUCAUUGACUGGGAUGAUGAUGCGCCUGCCGCCGAGGAAACCGUCAAGCCAUCGACGGAAGCUGGCGCGGCUGCAAUCGCAGCCGGCGGCAAGGGAGAAGUGUCCAACCCAGCAGAUGUUCCAAACCAGGAGCUUGCAAUCGACCCUGCCGCGACCGACGACCUAAAGGUUGAGUCUAAGGGAGACGCUCCGAAGGGAGCUCCUGAGGCGGAAACUGCUACGACGGGCAAAGAAGAACAGAAAGAGAAGGCUGCAGAGAAGCCGGCGACUGAUUUCAGCAUUGGUCUUCCCACGACCCAGUUGGAGGAGGAACUGAAGAAGCGCAAAGCGCGGGCGGAAAAGUUUGGAAUCCUCGAAGACUCCAAGAAGGCGCUGGAGGAUGCUGAAAAGGCGCUCCAGCGAGCCAAGCGUUUUGGCACGGAGAAUGCCAGCGCUGCCGUCAGUGUGAAGGGCUUGGACCAGGCAUUGCCGGACAAGCGGCCUCGCAAGCGCGGUCGAGGCGAUGAUCAGGGUGGCAGGGGCGGCAAGCGCCGCAACUUUGGGAGCAACCGUGGUGGACACCCGAAUGACCGGAGUCGCGGCGGUGGAAACGCGAAGCCGGUGUGGGACGAGAAGGAUGCUGCUGCUCUCGAGGCUAGGAAGAAGCGAUUCGGCACGGUCACUUCGUCUUAA